GUUUUAUCUGUCACAGUCAAUUUUAAUUUUCGAAGGACAUGUUUACGUUGAGUUUGAGUUGUAUUUAUUAUUUGCUCCCAAUUUUGGAAAUCAAUUAAAAUGGACGAAUUAAAAGGACCUACUAUCCAAAUAGUACUUCAUGUCAAAGAAGGUCUUGGAUUUGGUUUCUUGAGGGCUCCUUUUAUUGUAAGUGGAUCUUUAAAUGGAUAUAUGCUGGAGACAGAUCCAGUUGUGCCCUGCCAUGCACCUAGUUUCGACGCUGAACUUGUCUGGGAGGCCGAUAAACGAAGAUUUCGUAGCCUACGAGUCCAGAAUGUCCCCAUCAAAGUGGAAGUGUUCACAAUGGGGACUCAGGGCCGAAAGGAUAAAGUGGGUUACCUGCUGCUCAGUCUCCUUGGAGCGCAGCCCUGUCCUGCCACCAAGAUUGUUGAUGUGCGGCACUCAUGGCACCGGUUGCUAGGAGUAAAGUCAGAGGGAAAGUGCUGCCACCCGCAGCUCAUGCUCAGCCUUUCUGUUGAAGACCGUGUCAACACAAUCACUCCUAGGAAUGAACUCCGCAUGUUUCAUAGCAACGACGUGGCUUACCCGACUACUAGCAACACGGUCAAUCCCACCGCUGGACUGUUACUGACACUUAAUGAAUACAUAGCAGAAAGCAAGAAAACAGUGUCGAGCCCCGACCUGCAGCCCAACCUGCUUUGCGAUGAGGGGCUCAUACAGAUAGGCGGCGGGAAACAUCUGUUCGUGCUGAGUUUCGUCAUUGGCUCUGUCGAAAACAUUGACAUGCUUAUACCUGACUAUGCCACCAGAAAAGAUGCUACUGACUGUUAUGUUUCAUACACCGUCUUCACGCAUACCAUUACAACUGACAGAGUGAGUGUGACAGUGACGGGGUCAGGCGCCGCGGCGCUGUUCAACCAGCGCACGUCGCUGCGGCUGCGGGCAGACCUGGCCGCGCUGGGGCGCUACUUCGCCGAGUGCCCGAGUCUGGUCACCACCGUGCGAGCCGCGGACCGGGACGUCGGUAUCUGCAGCAUGGAUCUCCGCAAGCUAGUCCCGACCGAUAACAUUGAACACUUCCUCAACAACUUCUGUAACGAGCCGCAAGCAUUAUCCAUACACGAGCGCUGCUUCAUACUGCGCACAGACGGACAGCGAGACGGGGACCGCAAACCAUAUGUCGAUGUUGAUAUGAGCCUUAAAUACGUCGGAAUACAAACUGAACCUACGAAACCACCGGUACUGUCGGCGCGUAGUGCAACUCAACUGGAAAUCCGAGCGCAGACGGAGGUGCUGCGGAAGGAAAGCAUUCUGAAUAUAAAAAGCAGCGGCAGUUGUACCAACUUGGAGGAUGUGGGCGGCGUGGCGUACACUAACAACACGGCGAGUAAUACGUCCAGGUACAAGGACGCAUCAGGCGCCGCCAUUCUCCAAACCAACGAGAUAACAGAAUUAAUACGAAAGAUGUGCGAUUCCUUCGCGCUCAGUCAAGAGAAACUACUAGCGGCUCGAGAGAAACCACUUACUAGCGACAUGCAAGUGCAAUGUGAGACGGAGAUAGACAAGGGAGACAAGGACGGCGUGCGGGAGGAGAGCGUGGGAGACAAGGAGAGCGUCGGGGAGAAAGAGAGAACGCCAAUAAAACUAGAGACGAGUAAGAGUGACACUUGCAUACGGAACGAUAAAGACAUGGUAAACAGGGUGAUACCAUACGAGGAGCGGGACAGCAUCAUGCAGAAAUUUGUGGACGAGCUGGAAGACUGGAAGGAGAAACAACAGGAGCUGUAUAAGUUGCAGUUGCAACGCAAAGAAGAAUACCACCUCGAUCUCCUCUCCCGCGAGUGGACCAAGAAGCGUACCGAGCUGGAAACCAAACUGAGCCGCGGCAUCGAGCAGUGUCGCCACCUCGCGGCCGACCUGGCGCGCGCCACCGACGACUUCCGGCUGCGAGGGUACCGGAACACAGAGAGGGAGAAGAAGCUUCUAGACGCGAAGAAUGCUCUGGAGACCCACUACACGGCGAAGUACCAGGAGCUUAGGGAGGCUUCCCAGAAGAUGGAAGACGACAUGAACCACCGGCUGAAGCUCAAGGACAUGCGCAUCGAGGAGCUGGAGACGAGAGUCCAGCAGUUGGAACGACAGCUGGAGACCAUGAAGAUAAAUGCCAAAAAUAUAGAAAAGGAGUCCGAAAGCAAGUAUUCCGGAUUGACUAAAGACCAAACGGCCAGCCUUAUACAGGAAUUGCGUUGUCUGGAAGAAAAGUUAGACAGCGCCGUGCAGUCUAAGGCGUUCUUCAAAGAGCAGUGGGGCCGCGCCGUACGGGAGCUACACCUGAACAAGCUCCAUACAAGAAGGCAGAUGCUCACACAGCUGCGACAGGACAGGAGGCAGCUCGGGGAGAUGGGACUAGACACAAUUCAAGACCAAGACGAGAAGGCCGAGGAGGUGGACAUGAAACGGCUAAAAGACGACUUUUACGUCGACAUACUCGCCAACAUGCCCGUUCUAGAGUCCAAUUCUAUCAUAACUACGACGGGACCAGAGUUGGAUAUGUUUGACGAAAUGAAAACCGCGCCAAAGAACCCAACAAACGAGAGACUGUCGCAGUUAAUCGCAGAGCGAGACCGCCUCGUCGAGCGUGAUAGCCCUGACGAGGAUCGCCUGCAGCAGCUGAACCAGGAGAUCAGAUCUCUCCUGCUCAACUGCGGCUCUUGAUACAUAGAUAUAAUCACGCCUAUUUCCCGGAGGGGUAGGCAGAGACCACGCAUUUCCACUUACUAAGAUCCUGCCAGCCUAGCAAAGGUUACAAUCGCUAUCGCUUCGACAGCCAAAAGCAUUAUAUCUCUCUAUCACACUUCCAUAUUAGUGUGACAGUGACAGUUGUGUUUCGAUCGCUACGGAGCGUAAGCGAUUGGCAUCUUGGCUACGCGGCCUGACGUAUAUACCUCUUUCGCUGCCUUCACUUUCAUAACAUUCCUCAUACACGCUCGCCGGUUUGGCCUUUCUUCAGGAUUUCCCCGAUCUGAUCAGAGAAAGUCCGCCGAGGUCUAUCCCUCUCUCUCUUGAUAACGUUCAAAAUACCGGUAACGUCUUGGCAACGUUUUCAAUCAAAAGGGUACAUGUCAGUUGUUAAUAAGGAGCUAUUUCCAUAAAGUUUCAAUUUAAAAUCAACCAUAUCGACCGAAUAAGUGGUACCUUUUAUUUGAAAACGUCAAAUAUAUAAGCACUUUUUAAAUGAUUCAAAAUUCUUAAUAUCUACGCUGCUGAAGUUUGGUUGAAAUGUGACGUGUGCGGUGCGUCAUAGUGAACCUUGUGGGAAUGCACGAAGGUUGAUAUUGGGCUGCGCUCGUCAGUUGACGUCUUGCGGUGAAAGGGUUUAUCAAAGAAUAAUUGAUUUUAUUAGAUGUAUAAAGCUUAACAAAUUUGUGCUCCGAAUUUAACGUUUAACAAUUCUAUUACCAUAAAAGAUAGCGCCGUGUUACUAUUUACAAUUCUUACUGUAAAGUGCCAUCAUCCGUAGCUGUGGAACUCGGGGGGCAUGGGGGCAUUUAUUUUAGAAUUUACUCAUCUUAAAUCAUUGGUUUCAUUAUACAAGUACAUAUAAUUAUGGGAUCUUUAAGCAAAUGUUAAAAAAUUAGUCCCCAUCCCAUUACAGAUUGGCAAAAAAGAGUAGAAAUU
This is a messenger RNA of Cydia fagiglandana, 3678 nucleotides long. RefSeq names its product centrosomal protein of 120 kDa-like. Gene Ontology annotation, biological process: positive regulation of centriole elongation; interkinetic nuclear migration; centrosome cycle. The transcript has 20 exons. NCBI's taxonomy places the organism in Eukaryota, Metazoa, Arthropoda, Insecta, Lepidoptera, Tortricidae. Bases 100 to 2715 code for a protein of 871 amino acids. The record is from RefSeq and is a predicted model, not a curated record. Gene Ontology annotation, cellular component: centrosome; centriole.